AGAGCAUCACCAAGAACAUCUUGAAGAACAAGAGCAAAAUGAAGUCUACAGCAGCUUUUGUUGUGGUUGCCUGUGUCCUUAUGGUGCACGUACAAGGUCAGGCCAGGCCUAGCAUGAGGAGGUGCUUAUGUCAAGGUUCUGGGGCGAACAUGGUUCGUCUACAACGUGUUGAGAAGAUUGAAGUUUAUCCUCCCAGUCCGUCUUGUGAAAAUGUGGAGAUUAUUGUCACAUUGAAGAAUAAUGCAGGGCUAAAGUGCUUGAAUCCAGAGUCCAGAUUUGCUCAGAAUUACAUCAAGAAGGCCAUUCAAAAGAGGAACGCGAGAGAAACAAAACAUCAGUGAAGAUAACGAGAGAAGGCUGUGAACACCGUCCGCUCAUCCAUUUCAAAAUCCUGCACCGAGACAGUUUGUCUUGCUACUUGAACUGCAUAUUUGCAUGAUUAUUAUUGUUUUUUAUCAUAAAAUUGUAAAUAUGUAAUUCACCUGUGUUUUUUAAUUUAUGAAAGAGGGAUUUGUAAGUCGCCAGUGAUUUUUAGAUUUUUAAACCUUC
Messenger RNA from Pygocentrus nattereri (red-bellied piranha), 549 nucleotides. RefSeq names its product C-X-C motif chemokine 11-6-like. Gene Ontology annotation, biological process: antimicrobial humoral immune response mediated by antimicrobial peptide; chemokine-mediated signaling pathway; neutrophil chemotaxis. The transcript has 4 exons. The record is from RefSeq and is a predicted model, not a curated record. NCBI's taxonomy places the organism in Eukaryota, Metazoa, Chordata, Actinopteri, Characiformes, Serrasalmidae. Gene Ontology annotation, molecular function: chemokine activity; CXCR chemokine receptor binding. Gene Ontology annotation, cellular component: extracellular region. The coding region runs from base 39 to 341 and encodes 100 amino acids.